This is a messenger RNA of Stomoxys calcitrans (stable fly), 935 nucleotides long. RefSeq lists its product as uncharacterized. Bases 61 to 867 code for a protein of 268 amino acids. The transcript has a single exon. NCBI's taxonomy places the organism in Eukaryota, Metazoa, Arthropoda, Insecta, Diptera, Muscidae. The record is from RefSeq and is a predicted model, not a curated record.
CUAAUCUUUCCAAUUUUUUAGAUUUGGUUUUAUUACAGAACGGAAGUAACCAACUCCAUCAUGCCUUCAAUCAUAUUUUCUCGUCAAUUAUUUCUGCUUCUAUUGGCCUUACCGCUCAAUAUAAUGGCUGGACCUGUGUCUAAUCCAGAAGUUGCCAGUAAGUCAGCAAAAGCCAAUACAAUCCAACAACAACAACAACAACAAACAAAUCAGCAACCAAAACCCCAAGAUGCUCAUCUCAAUACCUUAAGUGUGUAUGCCAAUAAUUAUGAUUUUCUAAGCGGCAAUAAUCAAAAUUCCCUUAAUAAUGGUGAACAAUUUAAACCCUCAUACAAGCUACCCGAUAUGGAAACAAAUUUUACACCCAUACAAAAUUCUAAUAGUAUAGCGCCAGAAUUUACAGCUCCAGCACCGGUGCUGAUGCAAUAUCUGCCACAAACAAUCACCGAAGGUGGUAUGCAGUAUUUGCAAUUGAUACCCACAAGACCUUUGGUGGUACCCAUAGGUCCCUAUUUGACAAGUGGUGCCACGGCUCCUUCAUUGGGUUAUACACAAACCAUAAGUGCUGGACAUCCCUUGGAAUAUUCGGCAAGAGCCAAUGCCAUGCUGUCAACAAUGCCCGUGAAUAUUCCACCACCAGUUCCCACAUCAUUGGUGGAAGUUCCUUCGCAACCAUUACCAGCCUAUGGAAUACCCUCCUAUGCUGCUCAUUUGCAAGCACCCAAACAAAAUUAUCGCAUAAAUCGUGAGACCAAAGACAGACAUCUGCCAGGACCCUUAAAUUUGAAUUUAAAUGAAUAUAUGCCAGGACCUGGACAACCACAAACUCCAAUGCAACAGGCUGGUUUUGUAAGGGGAAGACCUUAAACAUAUGUAACACAGAGCUAACAAAGUAGUUAAAAAUCCAAAACCAAAUUUAUUUUUAUAAUUAUUUA